This is a messenger RNA of Coregonus sp. 'balchen', 15646 nucleotides long. NCBI's taxonomy places the organism in Eukaryota, Metazoa, Chordata, Actinopteri, Salmoniformes, Salmonidae. The record is from the annotation of a GenBank genome assembly.
AUGACUGGUGGUGGUGAUGGUGGUUAUGGUGUGUGUGUGUGGUGGGGGGGUUCAGGCAAUUGUCUUGCCUGAGACAGAUUUUCUGAACAUUUGCCUAAAUUAAUAUUAUUAUUGUGAAUAUUAUUAUUGUUUAAAUAAUAACAAUAAUAAUGAUUUAUUUUGUUUUAUUAUUCGGCCUAUCAGUGUUUAUUAAUUUAUGAUGUGUAAGCAUUUUGUUAUGCAAAAUAUAUAAUUGGUUUCUUUACGCUGCAUUUUGAGGCAUUUUUUCAUCUCUGUAAUGUCCCCCUCACACACAUCUUUCUCUCUACUCAGUCCCCUUACCCGAUGAAAUAUGCAAAAUUGGUUUCUCUUCUUGUUUUACCCAAAUCACUAUCCCUUCCCAGCUGCGUAAUUAGUAGGCUUUAGUUUGAACUGAAACUAAAGCCUUAUUUGCAACUGAUUUGCAAAAGUAAAUCAGUUCAUUGACUAGAGGACUGCACUUCUCCCUCUUCUUUUGUGUUGUGUUUGAUGGGGUAGCCGUUUGUUGCCAUCAUCUCGGACAGAUGGUUCUGACAACGGAGUGUUGCUCUCUGCUCUCCUCAUAACGUAUUUUGUCAACCAUUAUUGCACUCGUCUGACUUACCAUCAAGGCCCGGUCGGGCGGAAACGGCAGUGUAAUUUUGGAAUCAAAUAAAAGGCACACGAAUUGAGAGGUGAGACGGCAGCAUGGGCGCGUAGUAAUUGUGUUAUGUGUCAGAUUCAGAAAUAGACUGCCUAGAAUUAAUGUAGACUACUGCAUGCGUCUAGAGGUGUUGCGUCUGCCUCGUGGCCUACUACGUCCCCACUCACUCACGGAAUUUUUGCUUUCAUUUCAUCUGAAGCCAAAUUAUUUAAUUGAAUAUAAACUUUUAAAUGAAGUUUCUCAUGUUGAAGCCAAUGAUGUGGACUCGACCUAUCCUGUCUUCUCCUUAGCCAUGAGUUAUCGCAAUGUACCCCCCCCCCCCCCCCCCUCCCCCUCUCCUGACCGACAGUAUUCUUAAAUAACACCUUACCUAUGAACUUGUCAUUUGUCUCUGAGAUGCACGGCCACAAUAAUACCACACUCUCUUGUCAACUCGGAUCCCCUCCUCUCGCUCUACCGUGGACUGUUUGUGCUGGUGACUUGGCCGGUGAACAGAAAAGCCACAGAGGCUAUUCCUCACCUGCAUGCAUCAUGUAGGCCUAGGGUAACUUGACCACAUGGGGAAAACGGGGAAAUUACAUAGAUAGAAAAUGCUGCCUCACUCCUCUGCCCCUCCAAUGAGUAACUCACAAAUGCCAUAUUAUAAUUUAUUUUUUUUACAAAUAUGAACAAAAAUUAACGCCCAGUUUACAUUUACAUUACAUUUACGUCAUUUAGCAGACGCUCUUAUCCAGAGCGACUUACAUGAGCAAUUAGGGUUAAGUGCCUUGCUCAAGGACACAUCGGCAGAUUGACCUAUUCACACUGAUUGUUCAAUUGAGUUUGAUGACUCUGAUUGUCCAAUUGAGUUUGUUAACUCAACGGGUAUUCUCUCACCUGUUGUUGAGUGGGGUAUCUAUUCUGUGGCCUCUGACUUGACAGUCAUCUCCGCUUUCACAAGAUCUGUUGUACCAGGGGAGGAGAUGAAAGGAGAGGAGAGGAGAAGGGGGAGAGGGGUUGAGAGGAGAGGAGGUGGGUCAUGUGGAGGUAUAAUCUGCUUUAAAGUGACAUGGCCAACUCUUCUUUUCCCUCCUUUACAUCAUUCUUUUCCCUAGCUGUCUUGCUUACUAUCACUCUGUUUAUCUCUGACUCAGAGAAGGAUGGAUAGUAGAUGAAGGAUAAAUCACAGCCAAAAAUCUGACACUCACUUCACAACUGUGAAAGUCCUUCCUUUGAAGAGGGAGAGAGUGGAUCCGCAAAUGCUGAAAUGGCUCCUAAUAUUCCACUGACACUGCAUAAUAUGGAGAAGGGGGGUGUGUGCGUGCGUGCGUGCAUGUGUGCGUGCGUGCGCAUAUGCAUGUGUACGGCAAAGUAAUUUCAGUGUGACGCCAAUGCAUUAUCCUUUUCAGUGUCUUUGUGUGCCAAAUGGGUAUCAAAUAGCAUUCACAAUAAUAUGACUAUAAUUUCAUCUUGCUUUCCCGUAAUGUCUUGUACAACAUCAUUACUACGUUAUUGUGGUGUUGUAACUGACAGCAAUGACAAUAGAGUUAUGUUGCCUUAACAUGUUGAGUAUUGUAUUCUGGUAUGAUUCACCAGACCCUUAACAGGAACAAUGGGCAUAUCCUCUCUUGCCUCUGAGAAUGUGUCUGUGUAUACUUGUGUGUAUGUUAUUGUGUGUGUGUGAGAGAUUUAUUGACCUGUGUGCAUGGGAUGCUAUGAAUCUUAGAGACGUGUGUGUGUGUCUGUGUGAAUGCAGAUGAGACAGAAAGAGCUGCAUUAUGCAUAGUGGUUCACCAUAGGCAAUAUCCCUGCCUCUGUGGCAUACAUAUUCAUACGCGAUUUUCAUACUGCCCGCAAAAGGGGGAAAGAAAACAUAGGAAAUGUGCAAAUGUGUCUGUGUGUGGAGGGAGGAGAUGCUUGAGUCAAAUGUGUUACAGCAGCAGAACAAGAGCAGGAGACAGAGUGAUGUUUUAGGGAACUCACCCAAAUCACAAUGACCUUCUUCAGUUGUAAUCAAUGCAUUCAGGCUUGAAGAAGGAAGGAAAAUAUGCUUCCGAAAUGGAUGAGUGUGCCUAGCUCCCUCCCUCCCUCGCUCCUCUCCUCCUCUCCCUUUCUGCCCAUGCCAGGGAAAAGGGCGGGCAGCCUGAGGGCAUGGAAGAACUGUGAGUUAGACAUUGGGUUAAAUGUCUCAGAAUAAAGAAAGGGAGAAUUUGGGUUAUUUCAGUCCUCUCUCCUCUCCUUAUUUCCACCAUUACUCCCUGUUGAAUGGGGUAAAGACUGGCCCCUUGCUCCAAUCCUCAAACCCCAAUGCUCCGCGUGGGGUGUCCCUAUGUCCCCUUUUCAUCCCAAGUCAAGCCCUUGCCUUUACCUCUGCCCCUAGGCAUGUCUUGACGGCUUCCUGGUGAAAGCAACAUUGUAUCAUCUCAUGUAGCCCUCUGGAAGGUUUGCUGGAUUUUCUGCCAUCUUGUUUACAUUCAUCCAUCUUUCAGGGGCUUGAUUUGGGAUUGGGUACUAGGCUUCUAUAUCCACUUGUAGGGUGGGGGGUUGUCUUUUUUUUCUUUGGUCUCUCUCUUCCUUCUACAGUUGUGCUGACAGACCCUGUCAGUCUGGCGGGACCUACCCCCUGGCUCUCUCUCUCCCCCAGACACCGACUGUGGGAUUAUAUUAUGGCCAUCUUUAUUUAGGCCUUUCUGCUGCGGGCCACAAUCUGUGCUUCAUGAUGGGAGUCCAGUCCAGCACUGUACCUACCUCUCUGUGUUGUACUGUGCCCAACUGACUGACCUGGAUUAACCAAUAGGACAGCAGCACAACAGCCGCCUCAUUACAUUUACAUUUUACAUUUAAGUAAUUUAGCAGACGCUCUUAUCCAGAGCGAUUUACAAAUUGAUCAUUCACAGUAGCCUGUUUGGUUCCUUCCCAUUUAGUUCAAUCUGGGAAUGCCUCCGAUUUGUUUUGAUGUCGCUCCGCAGCCGCCCUUUUUUUAUGACGUCACAGCAGGCGUUCGGUGUUGUUUAUUUCCGGAAAGUUAUUUCAUUUAGCUUUUAACAUUAAGAUUACAGCGAUGCUCAAUGAUGAUUCAAGGAUUCAUUUCUUAACCAUGUUGGGCUUUUUUUGUUGUUGUAAAAAGCUUUGGGCCAGUAACCGAAAGCUCGCUGGUUCGAAUCCUCGACCUGACUAGGUGAAAAAUCUGUCAAUGUGCUCUUGAGCAAGGCACUUAACCCUAAUUGCUCUGGAUAAGAGCGUCUGCUAAAUGACUAAAAUGUAAAUGUGACUGAAAAGCAAGUGUGGCCCUGUCCAUGGUGCUGAAAUGGUCUCUCUCUCAGAACAUGAGCAGAGAGUUGUGUUUUAUAUGGCACAUGAUACAGGAUAAAUUGCACUCAACCUAAAUUACACCUUUUAGACACAGAGGAACUGCUCCAUUUCGGAUAGGAGAGGGACCUCACAUACACACUCACACACACAUGCACGUAUGUGCACACAAGCACAUGUACACACUGACACACUGUCACCUCACCUCACAGCCCUCACACCCCACAUCACCGACCCCGACACACUUCCAGCAUAAAGCUUGACCUUAAAUACCACUCAGCCUUAACACUGACCUCCCCAACACACACGCACGCAUACACACACGCACACACACACACACACGCACGCACGCACGCACGCACACACGCAAACACACACACACACACACACACACACACACACACACACACACACACACACACACACACACACACACACACACACACACACACACACACACACACACACACACACACACACACACACACACACACACACACACACACAGUGACCCCCCUGUAGUACCCCUUAACCCUUUCUUGGCCCUGAUCUAACCCAACCACACACAUACACAUGCCAGGGGAGUGGGAAAGAGGUCCUCCACGGUGGUGCGAUUACCAGGGCGGAGAGACUGUGUGUGUGUGUUAAAUGUGAAAGGAGAUUAUAUGGAUUGAACUCUCUGCGUCUGGCAUACAAAUUCAAAUCACAUAACAUAUCCUGCCAUGUACUGGAGGACUAUAAUAGGAGAGAGAGAGAGAAGGGGUGAGAUGCAGGGUAGGAUGGAUUGAGAGUGUUGGGGAGAGAAAAAGAGGGAGAGAAGAAAGAUAUUCAGAGUGAGGAAGGGAGAGAAAAACGACGUUGAUGCAGAGAAGGAGAGGAGGAAGAGAAGGGGGAGAGGGAUGAAUGAAUGGAGAGAGAGAGAGAGAGGGGAGAGAGAGCCACCCUUACCUAGUGAGGGCUUCAUCCCUAUCUCACCCUUUCAAUACUCUGCCAUCACUUGUGUCAUGUUUUUCAUUCUGUUUGUGCUGUACCAAAGAUCACUUGGCUUAUGUUAGUUAAUAUUUACACUAUAUAUGCAAAAGUAUGUGGGCACCCCUUCAAAUUAGUGGAUUCGGCUAUUUCAGCCACACCUGUUGCUGACAGGUAUAUAAAAUCGAGCACACAGUCAUGCAAUCUCCAUAGACAAACAUUGGCAGUAGAAUGGCCUUACUGAAGAACUCAGUGACUUUUAACGUGGCACCGUCAUAGGAUGCCAACUUUCCAAAAAGUCAGUUCGUCAAAUUUCUGCCCUGCUAUAUAGCUGCCCCAGUCAACUGUAAGUGCUGUUAUUAUGAAGUGGAAACGUCUAGGAGCAACAACGGCUCAGCUGCGAAGUGGUAGGCCCCACAAGCUCACAGAACGGGACUGUAAAAAUUGUCUGUCCUCGGUUGCAACACUCACUAACAAGUUCCAAACUACCUCUGGAAGCAACGUCAGAACAAGAACUGUUAGUCGGGAGCUUCAUGAAAUGGGUUUCCAGGCCGAGCAGCCGCACACAAGCCUAAGAUCACCAUGCGCAAUGCCAAACUUCGGCUGGUGUAGUGUAAAGCUCGCCACCAUUGGACUCUGGAGCAGUGGAAACGCGUUCCCUGGAUUGUUGAAUCACGUUUCACCAUCCGGCAGUCUGACGGACGAAUCUGGGUUUGGUGGAUGGCAGGAGAAUGCUACCUGCCCGAAAGCAUAGUGCCAACUGUAAAGCUUGGUGGAGGAGGAAUAAUGGUCUGGGGUUGUUUUUCAUGGUUCGGGCUAGGCCCCUUAUUUCCAGUGAAUGGAAAUCUUAACAUUACAGCAUACAAUUACAUUCUGUGCUUCCAAUUUUGUGGCAACAGUUUGGGGAAGGCCCUGUCCUGUGUCAGCAUGACAAUGCCCCCAAGGUCCAUACAGAAAUGGUUUGUCGAGAUCAGAGUGGAAGAAAUUGACUGGCCUGCACAGAACCCUGACCUCAGCCCCAUCAAACACCUUUGGGAUGAAUUGGAAUGCUGGCUGUGAGCCAGGCCUAAUCGCCCAACAUCAGUGCCCGACCUCACUAACGCUCUUGUGGCUGAAUGGAAGCAAGUCCCCACAGCAAUAUUCCAACAUCUAGUGGAAAGCCUUCCCAGAAGAGUGGAGGCUGUUAUAGCAGCACUAUGCAAAGGGUGGACCAACUCCAUAUUAAUGCCCAUGAUUUUAGAAUGAGGUGUUUCGAUGAGCAGGUGUCCACAUACUUUUGGUCAUGUAGUGUGGGAUUUGAUGCUGUAUGCUGCGCUCCAUUCUAAGAGAACCACUCUCCAAACACAAUGAAGACAAACAAAAAACACUAACAAAAAAACGUCUGUAAAAAACAAAAAAACAAACGACAUCCAUAUUGGUGGGGGGUGAGCGUCCCAAAGCCUUGAACCUGCUCCUUUAAAAAACCACUGGCAGACACACACACAGCGGCACAAACAGUUGGCAGAGUGACCCCUGUGCCCUGUGCCAAGGUCACUGCUGGAGUGUGAGUCAUGUAGUGUAUAUAGAAAUGUCCAUAAAUAUAGUAGGCUUAACUGUUACAUUUCAAUUCAUCUAUUUCCAAUGAAGCAGUGAAAUUAAUUUGAUCUGAUCUAAAACAUUUGAAUUAUGACAAAAUAUUUAUUUAGCCCCUUAAAUUCUUUCCCCUCAUAGCUGUUUUAAUGAUUUUCCUAAUGCUAAUUUGGUUCGACAUCAAUGCACAGGGCUAGCUGUAGGUUAUCUGUUGUGCCUUAGAUCCCUCCUAAAUCUACCUUGAUGAGGCAUCUAGCCGCCACUUCCAUUCACUGCCAUUCGUCCCGGACCAUUCAGAGUGAAACAGAUAGGGCUAAUCCGGCCAUUGUUGACACAAACCAGGGAAGAGGAUUAAUUAUAUAUCAUUGACUCAGAAGAAAUUAUCUGGCUCUCAUUCCUCCUGUCUCCUGUUGGCCUGGGGCCAAGCUGAGCUCUCACCCCCCCCCCCCCAAAUCUAAAAAGAGGUCUAGCUGCUUCCCAGGAGACACUGCCAGGGGGGAUGUUUUAGGGAUGUAUCUCCCCUAAAACGAUUUAUGGGACAACAGCACUUAAUUUAAACAGCGUGUGAAAGCCAUAGUGUUUGCAAAGCAGCCCUCCCUCCAGGGUUGUGGUUGUAGGUAUACUAAAGGCAUAUCUCAGUGAUGAUAUAGACUUGAGAUGGGUUGAACUGGCAGACUAGGUAUUGUCCGAACAACCUCAUGGAUUCUUUGUUUCAUGGGCAUGGCAUAUCAACAUGGGGGAGGACGGGGUGUGGGGGUGCAUCACCCAUUUCCCUUCCAAUCAGAUGCCAGUUUAAUGAAGGGCUCUUGUUAGGCAUAUCUUAGACUACAGAUAUUAUGAUAAUGCAUUAAAGAGGAUGGAUCCCUGCUGUUUGACAGCCAGGUCGCUAGUUUCCAUUAAGGUGGAUCGGAGAGGCACACUUGAGACACACAAACACAAACACGUGUGUGCGAGUAACAUGUUACCUGAUCAAAGUCAAUGCCAGGUUGAUUUAAGCUAUUGUACAGACUAUUUGAGCUAUUGCCAAAUCAAGUAGACUGUGUUCAUCAGGCUAUAGCAGAGCUUCUAACUGUGGUUUGGCUUAGCUCCAGCUUAUCAUAACAGAGUUACAUGUAGCUGAAAAUAAAUUAUGCAUAUAUUACGUCACGUCAUUUGCCUAAUGGAGAAAUAGUAAUUGAUUCUAUUUUUGGGAUCUGCUGUGCUGACCUGAUGGAAAUCUCUAGAAGAUAACCCAGUUUGGAGAUUGGUAGGUGGCUGCCCACACAUUGGCUGUGUGUGUGUGUGUGUGUGUGUGUAUGUGUGUGUGGGAGGGUAUGGGUGUGUGUGUGUCCCAACCCCACCCUUUUUCUUCUACCCAUCACAGUGAGGAUGUGGUCUGGACACAGCUUUUCUUUGUGUGUGUGUAUUAUCCUGACCAUGUCUUUCUCUCCCAUCACAGUGAACAGUGAGGAUGUGGUCUCGACGCGGCUGUACUUUGUAAACGCCUCCCUGCAGCGGGUGACCUUCUCCAGCUCGGUUGGGGUGUCCCUGCCCUGCCCUGCGGGCGGCACACCCCAUGCCGUCCUGCGCUGGUACCUGGUCACCGGCGACGACAUCUACGACGUGCCCCACAUCCGCCACGUGCACGCCAACGGCACCCUCCAGCUCUACCCUUUCUCACCCUCUGCCUUCAACAGCUACAUCCAUGACAACGACUACUUCUGCACCGCAGAGAACCAGGCCGGCAAGAUCCGCAGCCCCAGCAUUCGCGUCAAAGCAGGUAAGACUCAGACUGAACACAGGCAGCCUCUUCUGGUGGAGCCUUAGACAGGACCAGACAUAGAGACACAGCUUCAUCUGUACAACCUAACUAAACACUGUUCUGGGGCCAAACAGCAACACAAUGUCUUCACAAAGAAUGAAAGGAGGAUGAGUAUAAGAGAAAGGUUUAGAAACAAACAGAAAAUGCAUAUAGAUAAGAAAUCAAAUACUUUCUGUACACUCAGCACCAUUCUAAGAGAACCACUAACAACAAAAACAUCUGUAACAAACGGUAAACCAAACGAUAUCCAUAUUGGUCCCCUCACUAACAAUAAGACUCAGUGGGGGGGUGAGCGUCCCAAAGCCUAGACCCUGCUCCUUUGAAAAGCCCCUGGCAGACACACACACAGCGGCACAGACAGUUGGCAGAAUGACCCCUGUGCCCUGUGCCAAGGUCACUGCUGGACUGUGGGCUGACCACACUGCAAUGGGGGAGAUCACACACACACACACACAUGCAGGCUAGGAUACACACACACACACACACACACACACACACACACACACACACACACACACACACACACACACACACACACACACACACACACACACACCAGCCUGUACCCUGCUUAUGCCAGCAGGCCUCCUGUCUCCCAGUCUCUCCAUCUGUCCAUGGACUGGAAAGGCCCCCAACUAAACACACACACACACCGUUUUUGUCAAGCUGGCUCUUCUGGGUAACUGUGCCAGGUCUUUGUCAGGGUGUUUACUGUAGCAGGAAAGGGAAUGAGUUUAAACAUGAGAGGGAUUGAACAGAGUUGCACGCAAUAAUAAAUAUUGUUGAUGUUUUAGUUCACCUUCAGCGACAUAUUCAAUGAACAAUCUAUAUCAUGAAAAUCGGAACAACCCCCUUAAAAUAUGUGUAAGAUCAAAUCAAACAAAUCCAGUAGCGAUUAAGUUGUUAACGGUCAGCUUACCAAAUUCAUGGCCAAAUUAAGAUGGUUACAGACUACCCCUCCUCCCUCCCCCCACCACACCCCUUAUGGCAUUUCUGUCCAGAGGACCCUCGUCCCAUCGGCUGUAGAGUGACCUUCCAACCAGUGUCUGUGUAGGGCGACCUUCCCCGGAAAAUAAUUACCCCAAUUAAUCAAUUAAAUGCUGAGUCUAUGAAAAACCACCAACCCCCACACCCAACUCUGCAGCACCUCAACUCCAGCCCUCAGGACUCGCCUGUGUAUUGCGCCACUACACACACACAAAUUCACACACACACACACACAUUCACAUACAGCGGUUGCCAUGGGCAACAGGCAGGGCGUGAGCGGCAGGGUGUGGCGCGUUCCGUCUCAGGUGUUGUCGGAGACUGAUGACAGCUGACAGUUCGCAGUGUGACACCCUCCCUCCCUCCCUCCCUCCCUCCAUCCCUUCAUCUCGCCACCCCCACCCAUCCCACCCCCCCCCCCCCCCCUCCCACGCAUGCUGAUUCUGUGCCAAUAAUAGCGCUGGUACCUGUGUGGAUCGCUGUACAUUUAUGAAAAUCGCUGUUUGUUUUCAUUCUCUUGUUUUGCUCUCCCUCUGUUAUUGUCAAAGUCCUGACCCUAUAUUUCUUGUUAAAGCCAUUCUUUCACAUAUUUUCUUAAUCGACAUUUGACGGACAUUCUGUGCUCUAAUGAUAUUGAAGCUGUUUCCAUUGGCUCUCAUAGGAGGCCUUCCCUUCCAUCUCUAGUCAUGUAGCCCUAUUCUGCUUUCCAAUGUCCUCUCUUUUAUUGUCAACAUUUGUUCCUCUUCUGCUUUCCAUUCUACUCCCUUCCCCUCCAUUGUCCUCUCCUCACCCCAUUCAAAGUGAAUAUACAGUUGUGGUCAAAAGUUUUGAGAAUGACACAAAUACUAAUUUUCACAAAGUCUGCUGCCUCAGUUUUGAUGAUGGCAAUUUGCAUAUACUCCAGAAUUUCAUGAAGAGUGAUUAGAUGAAUUGCAAUUAAUUGCAAAGUCCCUCUUUUCCAUGAAAUUGAACUUAAUCCCCAAAAAACAUUUCCACUGCAUUUCAGCCCUGCCACAAAAGGACCAGCUGCCAUCAUGUCAGUGAUUCUCUCGUUAACACAGGUGAGAGUGUUGACGAGGACAAGGCUGGAGAUCACUAUGUCAUGCUGAUUGAGUUAGAAUAACAGACUGGAAGCUUUAAAAGGGGGGUGGCGCUUGAAAUCAUUGUUCUUCCUCUGUUAACCAUGGUUACCUGUAAGGAAACACGUGCCAUCAUCAUUGCUUUGCACAAAAAGGGCUUCACAGGCAAGGAUAUUGCACCUAAAUCAACCAUUUAUCGGAUCAUCAAGAACUUCAAGGAGAGAGGUUAAAUUGUUGUGAAGAAGGCGUCAAAGCGCCCAAGAAAGUCCAGCAAGUGCCAGGACCGUCUCCUAAAGUUGAUUCAGCUGCGGGAUCGGGGCACCACCAGUGCAGAGAUUGCUCAGGAAUGGCAGCAGGCAGGUGUGAGUGCAUCUGCACGCACAGUGAGGCGAAUACUUUUGGAGGAUGGCCUGGUGUCAAGAAGGGCAGCAAAGAAGCCAUUUCUCUCCAGGAAAAACAUCAGGGACAGACUGAUAUUCUGCAAAAUCUACAGUGAUUGGACUGCUGAGGACUGGGGUAAAGUCAUUUUCUCUGAUUCUCUAAAGUCAUCCCCUUUCCCGCUACCAUCAGUCCUGUGUCAUGCCAACAGUAAAGUAUCCUGAGACUAUUCAUGUGUGGGGUUGCUUCUCAGCCAAGGGAGUGGGCUCACUCACAUUUUUGCCUAAGAACACAGCCAUGAAUAAAGAAUGGUACCAACACAUCCUCCGAGAGCAACUUCUCCCAACCAUCCAAGAACAGUUUGGUGACGAACAAUGCCUUUUCCAGCAUGAUGGAGCACCUUGACAUAAGGCAAAAGUGAUAACUAAGUGGCUCAGGGAACAAAACAUCGACAUUUUGGGUCCAUGGCCAGGAAACUCCCCAGACCUUAAUCCCAUUGAGAACUUGUGGUCGAUCCUCAAGAGACGGGUGGACAAACAAAAACCCACAAAUUCUGACAAACUCCAAACAUUGAUUAUGCAAGAAUGGGCUGCCAUCAGUCAGGAUGUGGCCCAGAAGUUAAUUGACAGCAUGCCAGGGUGGAUUGCAGAGGUCUUGAAAAAGAAGGGUCAACACUGCAAAUAUUGACUCUUUGCAUAAACGUAAUGUAAUUGUCAAUAUAAGCCUUUGACACUUAUGGAAUGCUUGUAAUUAUACUUCAGUAUACCAUAGUAACAUCUGACAAAAACAUCUCAUAACACUGAAGCAGCGAACUUUGUGAAGACCAAUACUUGUGUCAUUCUCAAAACUUUUGACCACGACUGUACACGCUGAAUAACAUAACAAAACGUCAAAACUAGGUUUAGCCAUCAUAUAGCUACCUGGGGCGGCAGGUAGCUUAGUGGUUAAGAGCGUUGUGCCAGUAACUGAAAGGUCGCUGGUUCUAAUCCCCGAGCUGACUAGGUGAAAAAUCUGUCUAUGUGUCCUUGAUCAAGGCACUUAACCCUGAUUGCUCCUGUAAGUCGCUCUGGAUAAGAGCAUCUGCUAAAUUGUAAAUGACAGUUAACAUUGAUAAGUGUCAUUAACCAGGUUUCCAUCCAACCUUUUUAAGUAAUGAUCUGAUGGAAACAGCAAAUGUUGACAAAACAAAAUACGCUAGACAAGGUGGCAUAUUUUUGUUUCGGUUAAAUUAAUAAUGAGAGAAAUGGUGGUGGAAAAGUUUUUAUGUGCAAAUAUUGAUAUAAUAACAAUCAUAUCGAAGUAAACUUGGAGUCACGCGAUGACAUAUGUGGUUCUCCCAUUAUGACUCGGGAAAGCAUGCAGUUUAUUACUAGUGAUGAGCUUAUUCUGGUGACAUGAUGAUAGAUGCUUGGCUGCCUUUUGACAAAUUAAAAUAAUCUUGCUCUUUUGUCCAUAAUAAUCUCAUUAUGUAGGCUGUACCCACACUGUAUCUGCGACUGUUGGCUAGAGCGCUUGUGCCAAUACCGGAGUGGGCACAUUCGCUAAACAACGCAACAUUUUUUUGUGACUAAUCCAUCAGUAGAGAUGAAAAUGCGAUGGAAACCCAUUUAAACCUCUGAAUAUCUAAGCCUUAGGAGCCCUGUAUGUACAGUACCAGUAAAAUAAUUUGAUACACCUACUCAUUCAAGGGUUUUUCUUAUUUUUUACUAUUUUCUACAUUGUAGAAUAAUAGUGAAGACAUCAAAACUAUGAAAUAACACAUAUGGAAUCAUGUAGUAACCAAAAAAGUGUUUUUUAAAAUAUAUUUUAUAUUUGAGAUUCUUCAAAGUAGCCAACCUUUGCCUUGAUGACAGCUUUGCACACUCUUGGCAUUCUCUCAACCAACCUCAUGAGGUAAUCACCUGGAAAGCAUUUUAAUUAACAAGUGUGCCUUGUUAAAAGUUAAUUUGUGGAAUGUCUUUCCUUCUUAAUGCAUUUGAGCCAAUCAGUUGUGUUUUGACAAGGUAGGGGUGGUAUGCAGAUGAUAGCCCUAUUUGGUAAAAUACCAAGUCCAUAUUAUGGCAAGAACAGCUCAAAUAAGCAAAGAGAAACGACAGUCCAUCAUUACUUUAAGACAUGAAGGUCAGUCAAUCCGGAACAUUUCAAGAACUUUUAAAGUUUCUUCAAGUGCAGUCGCAAAAACCAUCAAGCGCUAUGAUGAAACUGGCUCUCAUGAGGAUCGCCACAGGAAAGGAAGACCCAGCGUUACCUCUGCUGCAGAGGAUAAGUUCAUUAGAGUUAACUGCACCUCAGAUUGCAGCCCAAAUAAAUGCUUCACAGAGUUCAAGUAACAGACACAUCUCAACAUCAACUGUUCAGAGGAGAUUAUGUGAAUCAGGCCUUCAUGGUCGAAUUGCUGCAAAGAAACCACUACUAAAGGACACCAAAAAGAAGAAGAUAAUUGCUUGGGCCAAGAAACACAAGCAAUGCACAUUAGACCGGUGGAAAUGUGUCCUUUGGUCUGAUGAUUCCAAAUAUGAGAUUUUUGGUUCCAACCGCCGUGUCUUUGUGAGACGCAGAGUAGGUGAAUAGAUGAUCUCCGCAUAUGUGGUUCCCACCGUGAAGCAUGGAGGAGGAGGUGUGAUGGUGUGGGGGUGCUUUGCUGGUGACACUCUCAGUGAUUGUGCAUAUGUGGGAACUCCUUCAAGACUGUUGGAAAAGCAUUCCAGGUGAAGCUGGUAGAGAGAAUGCCAAGAGUGUGCAAAGCUGUCAUCAAGGCAAAGGGUGGCUACUUCGAAGAAUCUAAAAUCUAAAAUAUAUUUUGAUUUGUUUAACACUUUUUUGGUUACUACAUGAUUCCAUAUGUGUUAUUUCAUAGUUUUGAUGUCUUCACUAUUAUUCUACAAUGUAGAAAAUAGCAAAAAUAAAGAAAAAUCCUGAAUGAGUAGGUGUGUCCAAACUUUUGACUGAUACUGUAUAUAUUUGAUAGAAUAUUGAAUUUGGCCCAAAGAAAUGCAUUCAUAAAUGGCAAAAAAUUAAGUUGUUCAAAUAUUCAUAAGGAAUAAGGUUUUGAAGUGUCUGUCCUGUAUCUAGGAGCUAUGAGAAAGCUCAGGAUAUAUUGUUGUAUUUUGGACACAUAUUUAACCCUUUUUUUUUGUUGGCACAAAACCACCUCCUUACUUCCAUUCAUUUGUAUGGGUUACCUUCAGACGAGUCCCGUGACACUUGUGGGAGUCAUAGAUCAAAACGGAAAACACCAUAGUGUCCGUGAGAGUCUCCCCUUUCCAUAGUGGGGUCAUAUUAGUAGCCCAAAUUGUGCGGACGGUACAGACGUUUUCUUGAGAAGAUCGAUUUUCGGGAUGUCUCCUGGUCUGACAAACAGCGCUGUAGCUUUGCCACUUUCCACCGCAGAUGCAGAGGGCCAACAUAGGUGGAUGUGGUGGGUUGAGACGCAGCCCAUGCAUAUCUCUACCUUAAACUGACGGAUUUUGAUGAGGAUUAUUUUAUUAUGUUAAUUUGAUUGACUCUUAAGGACCAUUUAACUUGUAUUUUCUUUUUCAGUACAUGGGAAUUUAACCUUAAAAGUUAUUUUUAUGUACACUAUGUCAUCAGGUACAGACGUUUAUCAGCAACAGGUCCAUUUGAUCUAAACACAUCUCUGGUGGAAUUUUUUUUUUGAAUAUUCGCAUGAAAAUCGGUUCAAAUUAGAUGGAAAUCUAGCUAUUGGCUGUGAUGCUAUACUAAGUAGAUAUUGGACCCAGACUGUGUUUCUGACCUCAUCUCAAAACACAGUCUGAAUGAAUUACAGUUGAGAGCACCACUCUUGAGACCUAGCUUAUCCUUUCACCUAUCAGUGGCCAUCAGGGGAGAGAGACAAGAUAAUGCAAGCCAUUCCCCUGCGGAGACAAAGACCGAAAAGAAAGGAAAAAAAGAAAGUCAGUCAACAGAAUUGGGACAUAGCCACUUCUGUAGAGCAGCCAAUCAUUUCGGAGUGCUUUGCAUGCAGCCCGUCUGGUCCCACUGCCUGGCUGCAGUUUGGAGCCUAUUCUUAUUCAAGCUCUGGUAAUGCUGACUUCCUGCCUGUGUGCUCAUUGAGAUCACGUGAUGAUGGAGCGCAUCUCAUUUGGGCUCUGGCUGCCUGCUCAGCGCUCCUCACACCUGUCAAAUGCCUGCUCUCCUCUCCCACACACAUGCAUGCACGCAGUACGCACACACACAGCAGAGACGACUGGUGGCGGGGAGAGUUUAUUGCAGGACUUUUUAUUUAUUUUUGCCUGACAGUCUGAGUAAGCGUCAAUGUCUGGUUUCUCAUUGGACCAGAGAGGCUAUACUCCAUAAAAACAAUAAAUACAUACAUAAUGCAAGAAAUACAUGCAUACAAAAAAUACGGAAUUAGCCAUUCCACUCUGAUGGUCUCUGUGACCUUUGCCAAGGUCACAUGACUAUUUCAAGGGGAUAUAGUGUAAUCAAUGCUAGGCCUAUGUCUAUGUCCUAUGUCCUACUCCUUUGUCACACAGAGCUAGAGUUACACACACAGGUGAGAUCUAGAGUGAACUGGGAUCAGCUGUUCAGUGAGCUCACCUCAGCUCCCCUUUCUAUCAACACAAACCCACAGAGUUUAGACUGAGCACAGUCCACUGCUGCCCUGUACUCUCCCGGCCUGGCCGCCCUCCUUUUUAUCUCUGGCUUUAUAGGUCUUCUGCCACAGACAGAACCUGAUAGCCAGGUAUUGUUUACUCCCAUUCAUUCAUUAACGUGUACAAUACAGUACAUCCAUUCAGUUGCCCCCUUUAUUUGAUUAUUUAUUAUUAAUUUUUUUGCUGCUCGCUUUAUGAAUAAGUAAAUAGUGUAUUUGGUUUCCCUGUAGUUAAUUAUUUAGACAGCAGUGAUACAGGCCUCUUCUCCCAGUGCGCCGAGAGCGCCAGACCCGUGUUUUAG